Periconia digitata is the source of this 728-nucleotide messenger RNA. Lineage: Eukaryota; Fungi; Ascomycota; Dothideomycetes; Pleosporales; Periconiaceae. The record is from the annotation of a GenBank genome assembly.
CACUCGGUCCUUUGAUAGAGAGGCGUGAAGAAAGACGCAAGCCUCGCACGCAACACAGACGAAAGACUGCUAUGGUAGACGAACAAACAAACAAACGACGGUUUAUUCCACGCACGUACUGAUAUAGACAUACAUGGGCGCACGCACAUAUGUACGCAGCAAGACAUGGCUUGCUGGCGGCAUGGUCUACCGUCACCCAGGCCAACCAUCAACGUUGUCCUGCUCCAGACAAACACGCGUUGCAUUCAGAUAUGCAUACAUACUUGGUCAUUGCCGCUGUCGUGGUUUCACCCAUCUUCAAAGUGCAGAUAGACAUGGGCAUGUGUGUGUACGUCUGAUGUUCCCUUCGCUGCUGUUGUGCUGGUACUACUCCGCUAUCCCCCACCUAACUACAGCUUAACCACCCCACCAUCCAUCACCACAUGGACAGGAGACAGGCGGAUGGACAGACUGGCAGACAUACAGCACUGCAAAUACACACUCCGUCAUACCGUGAUCCCACUACAGUACCCAGCUGCACACGCACACACACGCAAGUACACUUGCAAACGUCCUCUGUCCUCUACCUUCUUACAUCUCCCACAUCUGGACCCGCGUUUCUCAGCCCCUUAUGCUGGGUUGAUGAUUGUCUGCCUACUGCCGGGUACAUAGAUUCUCUCACUCUCACUCUCUCUUCACCUUCUCCCCUGCACAAAGACACGCACUACCAACGGCGGAGGCUCUUUUAG